AUGGUCAGAAUAAGACAAGACGGGGUUAGGGGGAUAUGUAUUGUGGAAGUGGAAUCACAACAUCCGUGCACCGCGCUACUGGCAGCGCCAUCUAUCGAAGCCUGCCCUCCCGAUAGCGUCAUUUCCGAAGAUGUCUGUAAAUGCGACGCCUCGACUUGCAGGAAACCUCCCUGUCCGACAGAACUUCAAGUGGCGCAGAACGGCACUGAUCUCCCCGGACAGUGCUGCCCCAUGUACGAGUGCGUCGGUUGUAAGGACGAGGAUAAAAUCAAUGGAACGUGCCCUUGUGGAAAGGGGGCUGUUAUAAAUGGGUACAAAUGUGAAUGUCUCGAUAAAGAAAAGCAUUUGGUUGAUGGAGAAUGCGUAUGUGACACAAAAUUAUGUCCUAUCCUUGCACUUUGUGACAAAAAGUCUGUGGCAGUGACAGUAACUGAAGGAUGCUGUAAGAAAAAUAUUUGCAAACCAUGUCCAUUUGAUAGCGAAUCCACUACAGUCGAAGGUGAUGAAAUUGAAGAUCAUUGUGUCUGCCUUCCAUGUAAAGCAGAAUGUGGAUUUAAUAAACGAGUGGUCAUCAAGAGACACGGCAGCGGAUUCCCAGGUAACUGCUGCGAUCUUUACGAAUGCAAAAAGCCUGAAGAAACUAAAGAUAAAGAAUGCACCUACAACGGUCAAGUUUAUCAACACGACGUGGAAUGGAUUACGGAUGACUCGCAGAAAUGUAAGUGUGACAAUGGAUUGGCCCUUUGCUCGAAGGAGAAGGAGAAAGAAGGGCGGCCUUGUUUUGUAGACAACCAACUUUAUAGCCAUUCCGCUACUUGGUACAAGGACGACGGAUGCACAGCUUGUGAAUGCCAGAACGGCACACCUAGGUGUAUUGCUCAUUACUGCGACUCUGUGCAAGAAAAUGUCGUACACACGAACGAAACCUGUACCCAAGACGGCAACAUCCACCAUCAUACAGAUGUAUGGUGGGAACGAGAUGGUUGCACCAAUUGUACUUGCAUCAGUGGCCACGUAGAAUGCAAUUCAGACCAGUGCGAACAGGAAACCACCACAGUGCGAAUCAACAAAUGUCCCGUGUUAGAAAACUGCAACAAAACAUGCCUUAACGGUUUUAAACUAAAUAGAAAAGGAUGCGAAAUAUGCAAAUGCAACAGUAUAAGACUUGGCCAGGACAUUUUGGGCCGAUAUAAUAUAUCGAUGCAUGAUUUGAUUAAGAUUUUAGACGAUUAUAAAAACAAACGACAUUCGACGACUCCUGCGACGACUUUAACUACCAGUGGUACUACAUCUGGUGCUCCUUCCAGUACUACCAGCAGUGUCAGUACUAGCACUAGAACGGUUCCAAGCACAAUUUCAGAUAAGACACUUGAAAUAGUGGAUAAUCAUUUGCCAGUAGUUAUUAUGAAUAGAAAUGCAGAAUUCCUUCAGGAACAACCCACUUCCACCACCACUGAACCAUCUGUUAGACCAACAGAUAAGGAAACUGAUUGGUUGAUCUACGUCCUCAUUGUCGGACUGGCCGGAUUCCUCUUGUUCGUCGCUUUGGUAAUUCUUUGCGUCUACAAGGGCAGACGAAAAAGCAGCAUAGACUUGUCUCAUUGCCAGUACCAAACCGUGAGCAAUCAUAACAACAACAACACGAUCAGAAAAACUGAUCAACUCCUCUGAAGGGUAUCUUCUGAAUAAACUUGUGAUAUAUAUAAUACAUGUAUUAGUGAAAAAACGAAAGUAGGGUGAUAACGGGACUAUAUUAUUUUCAAUCAGAUGAAAAGUUUUGGUGAGAAAUGUAUACCCGCGGGAGAAUAUUCUUUCGCAUACAUUGUUAAAGGCGUUUUUUAAGUAAAAGUUACUUUUAUUUUCAGAAUGCAAUAUAUUAUGUUUUUGACGCAAUAUCAUGUAAAAUAUAUAGCAUAUUUUUACAUUAAAAACUGUUCAUUUGAUUCGAAACACACUAAAACAAUUUCUUCAAUAUAUAUUGACUGGUAUAUAAGUAAAUUCCAGGAUUGUUAGUGGUUAAUACAAACAGACAGGAGUACAUCAUCAUCAUCAUCAUCAUCAUCAUCAUCAUCAUCAAUGGCUUUACGACUAUUCGUGAGUCUUUACCGCGUUUACUAUUGCUUUCCAUGUUUGUCGGUCCUGUGCCACUAAUUCCCAUUGUCUCACUCCCAUUUUCUCCAGAUUUUCUUUGACUGCAUCUUUCCACCUUUUUCUAGGCCGUCCCACAGAUUUUCUUCCAUCUGGUCGUUCCCAAAACACAUUGUUUAUAAGGUGAUUGUCGUUACUGCGUAUCAAAUGAGUCCUGCCCAUCUGAGUCUAUUGGCCUUUAUGUUUCUGACUAUAUUUUCCUUUCCGAAUAGAGACGCUUAACUCGUUAUUGUAUCUGCGCCUCCAUUCGUUUGUCACGCUUUAUCUCUGCAAGGGCAUUAUAUCAUUCGAAGGAUUUUAUGUUCCCACAGUAGCAAUUUAUUUACUUCUUUUUUUGUUAGCGUCCAUUCCAUGUUUCGCUUCCAUAUGCGACUGCUGGUCGUAUUACGGUCUUAUAUAUCUAGAUUUUUGCAGCUCGUGAAAGAAGUUUUGACUUCAUUAGAUGUUGCAUUUCAAAAAAGAUUUGUUUUCUGCCAUUAUUCGCGUUUUACCUUCUCGCUCUAAUUUGUUGUCAUUUGUGAUUGUUGCUCCUAGAUAUUUAAAUUCUUUAACCACUUCUAAGUUAUGAUCGUUUAUAGCAAUAGACGAAGAGGCAGCGCUGAAAAAUCUCUUUGAAUUUACUAAAGCUAGAUUUUUCACAGCAGAUUACUGUGAGUGUGUAGAGAAACAUACUGCGGUCGGUCAAGCGAAACGUAGAACAGGGGUUACUGAGAGGGUAUCAAAGUUGCUUUCCUACGAAGGUAAUUAUUUCCAUUUACUAAGGCUGAAAAUCAGUACACACAUUCUAAAUUAAAUAUAAAUAAAAGUUAUUAUAGUCGGUCAGCUGUAU
Diabrotica virgifera virgifera (western corn rootworm) is the source of this 2977-nucleotide messenger RNA. RefSeq names its product cysteine-rich motor neuron 1 protein-like. NCBI's taxonomy places the organism in Eukaryota, Metazoa, Arthropoda, Insecta, Coleoptera, Chrysomelidae. The record is from RefSeq and is a predicted model, not a curated record. Bases 1 to 1671 code for a protein of 556 amino acids. Gene Ontology annotation, molecular function: serine-type endopeptidase inhibitor activity. The transcript has 6 exons.